GAUACUUCGCGUAAUCUCGUCUUCGAAGAAAACAUGGCGGACGAGUAUGGACGAAAAUGGGAUCGCUGCCUUGCGGAUACAGCAGUGAAAACAGUUACAGGCCUCGGCGUUGGCAUUGUGCUCUCCGUCCUGCUCUUCAAACGGCGAAUGUGGCCUCUGUCGUUCGGGUCAGGCCUGGGUUUGGGAAUGGGAUACAGCAACUGCCAGCAUGACUUCAGGUCUCCAUAUCUGAUUCAUGGCCGCAUGGUUAAGGACCAAUAACGAUGAAAUAAAGGCAACAAUGAAUUCCUCAUUUCUGUUUUUGUUCAAUUUUUUGCUGCUUGUCUCUUUCCUGGCACCCAACAAAUCCUAGAGUGUAUAUCAGAA
Molecule: messenger RNA, 366 nt
Organism: Nematolebias whitei (Rio pearlfish)
Lineage: Eukaryota; Metazoa; Chordata; Actinopteri; Cyprinodontiformes; Rivulidae
Product: MICOS complex subunit Mic10-like
Exons: 4
Coding region: 34-261 (75 amino acids)
Cellular component (GO): MICOS complex; mitochondrion; mitochondrial inner membrane
Source: RefSeq, a predicted model, not a curated record